Molecule: messenger RNA, 3984 nt
Organism: Henningerozyma blattae CBS 6284
Lineage: Eukaryota; Fungi; Ascomycota; Saccharomycetes; Saccharomycetales; Saccharomycetaceae
Gene: VAC7
Product: Vac7p
Exons: 1
Coding region: 1-3984 (1327 amino acids)
Biological process (GO): positive regulation of phosphatidylinositol biosynthetic process; vacuole inheritance; protein localization to vacuolar membrane
Cellular component (GO): fungal-type vacuole membrane; PAS complex
Source: RefSeq, a predicted model, not a curated record
AUGAAUGAUGAUGAACAGCAUAAACUAACUGUCGAAACUGAAACUGUCGAGGCACCGGCUUCAACAUCAUUAUUACCUAAUAAUAAUAAUAAUAAUAACAGCAUCAAUAAUAAUUCAAUUAGCAAGCUAAAUCUAAAUAACAAUGCUAAUAGUACCUCAUCUAUUUCCAUAACUAGAAAUAUUGAAAGACCAUUAUCCAGCAAAGCUUCUUCAGAAGUAAACAUAAUGUAUCCAAGCUCAUCAUCAAAAAAUAUUGCAAGCAAUCUUAUUUCUACUGAACAUGAUAUUAAGAAUAAAAAUAAACCAAAUAACGAUAAUACUAAAUCAAUAAAAGCACAGAUACCUAUAAAUACUGACACACCAAAACAAAAUAACCUUUUCCACUCAUCAACUAAUAACAAUUCUUCAAAUCCUACAAAGCUUAACACAAAACCUAGUUCGAAUGAUAACAAUUCCACAUCUAAUCUUACCACUUCUGAUCGCCCUAAAGUACCUAAAACUACAAGCGAUAUUUCAAUACCCAAACAUUUAAUUGACCAUAAUCCAUUAUCAUCACAUACAGUUCAAAAUUCACUCAAGAAUAAAAAGAGUACUCUAUUGAUUGAAUCUAUACCGACAACUAUAACUUCAAAAUCCAAAUUAAGGCAUUCAAAUGAUUUAGGCAUCCCUCAUGAUGAUAAAGAUUCAAGAAAAGAAACCGUCAAAGGAUUUACAUCUUCAAAGCUAAAUGAUUCUAAUGAAUUAAGCAAAACUUCUUCAAGUUUACAGAAUUCUCCACUGAAAGGAAAUUUCAAUAUUAAUGAUAGUCAUACUAAUCCUCCUAGUGGUAAUGAUGCUAUCAAGACUAUAAGUAGCGAAAAAACUAAUCCAGACUCCCAAAACUCUUUAACUACGUUGAGUAAACGGGGUACACCGAUAAGUAACAACAAUAAUGCUAUAACGAACAUGCCUAACUUAUCAACUUCGAACGUAUCAUCCUAUACCAAACCAUCACAACAUCAUUCACAAAGUCCUGUUUUUAAUGAUCAAUAUAUUCAAAGCCAAAAUCAACAGUCACAACAACAAAACCUCACUAGAAGCAGUGAAUUAAAACCUCCUAAAAUUAUCGAGAGACCAUCUGUGACAAUGAUGAAUUCACGAGACAUACUAUUAGAAGAUACAAGGGAUGAUCAUAAAUCAAAUAAUUUACCUGCUAUAGUUUCUAACAGCACUCAAUUGGCUUCACAACAAGAUGCCGAUUCAUUAAACAAGACUAAAAAAACCGAGUUUUUUGCUGCAAGAUUAGCUUCUGCAGUUGAUGAAAAUGAAAUCAGUGAUUCAGAAGAGACUUUUGUAUAUGAAUCUGCAGCCAAUUCUAUCAAAAACGUUCAAGGAGUGAUUAGAAAUGAUAUAAACUUACCGACAUUUGACAGCAAUAACAAUAUAAAUACUCAAUCAAUUUCCAACAAACAAUAUGGUAUUCCUUCAAAAUUAAGUGUCCCUUUACUUACCUCAAAUACUAAGUUGUUAAAUAGGUUGAAAAAUAAUACAAGACAUAUAAGUGUAGGAGGGAUACCAAAUAAUAACAAUAACAAUAACAAUAAUAACAAUAACAAUAAUAAUGCUAACAUAACUAAUAUAAACACCACAACUAAUUCUAAUAUAAAUCUUAAUAAUAAUAAUCUUAAUACAAACAACAAUAACAAUAGUAACUUAACAAGUCCUCUCCAAGCUAUUUCUUCUCAAAAUACCAUAACCCCACUUAUUAAUAAUUCAUCUAAAAUUGUUCCUCAUGCCAAGAAUGACGAUUUGACAAGCGUUCGCUCUACUACAAAGAGUGAGAGAAACCAAGACCGUCAAUCAAUUAGUUCCUAUGUAUCAGAGCAUAAAUCCCCAAGUAAAAUGAAAAGUAUUGCCUCCUUAGUCCGUAUAAAUGGUGGGAAUCCUAAUGAGCUUUAUAGUGGUAUAACAAAUAACCAAAAUGUUAAACAUACUCCAUCACAACAACCACCAUCACAUCAUCCUUAUCAAAACCAAAGUAGAGUAACAAGUAAUGCCGUUUAUGAUUCAAUUAAUACAUCACCUCGAAAACCUUCUAUGUCGAAUGGUAUGCAUCAACAACCUAAAUCAUCACCGUCUGGUGUUAUGCCUCGAAUUCGACAAUUUAUUCCAAACAAGAACAGUGUUAAAAAAAUGAAUAGCAAGAGACAAUUGAGAACUACUGCAUCUAAAAUAUUUGAUGCUAAUGGGGCCCCAUUAAGAAGAUAUUCUGGGGUUCCUGAUCACGUUAACUUGGAAGAUUAUAUCGAUUGGAAUGAAAGCAACAUUGGUUUAGUCAAUGAAGGCAACGGUAAUAGUUCAGUAACACAUGCUACUAUGGCACAUCAUAAUAUACUUGCGUAUGAUAAUGCAGGCAAUCCCAACAGUAGAUUUGCGAAUGCUAGGUAUAGUAGAGACUUUGAAGAUAAUGGCCAACAUUACAAAGAUACUAAGACUAUCAGUGGAAGCUAUUCCACCAAUGCCGCUUUAAAUAGUAACAUGAGUCCAGCUCGUAUGAAUCCCAACCGUAUGUCUAUUGUUACUAACAAUACAGCGAACACUUCUACAUUGAAUAAUAAUUCUCAUGGCAACCAUAACACAAAUGUACCAAACUCUAGAGAUGAUAAUACAAUGAAAAGAGAUAGUAAUGAAGAAGAUGUUGAUUAUGAUAAUACCGAUGAUCAAUCCAUGUUUUAUUAUAACCAUCGAACCGAUUUAGAAGCUCGCCCUCAAAUAUCUGAUUUUGAAGGAGCAGAGGAAGAUGAAGAAGUAAUUGGUAUCGAAGGAUAUGAUGAUGAUGAUGAACAUAUGCAUCGUAACUCUCAAUAUAAUGAAAAUAAUAGCAAUGCCAAUAACAAUGGGAGUGAUACAGAUUAUUUUAACUAUGACUAUAAUACAUAUGGAAGCCAUUAUAGCAAUGGUGAGAAUAACAAUGGUUAUCUGUAUUCCAACCACAAUGAUCUGAAUGUGAAUCAUAUACGAAAUCCAUCACAACACCAACAAGAAUUUUCUAAUGACUAUAUGACAGCAGGGUCUCUUUAUCAAAAUUAUAAUGGUAUAAGAAAUAAUCCAAACGUGACCACUAAUCAUCCUUAUUUCAAUGGUAAACAUGGGGAAUAUCAUGAAAAUUCACCGUUAAUAAUUAGUAGACAGUAUACGGGAAGUAGUAAUCUUGGUUACUCUCCUCAUAAUUUCAUUGCUAAAAAAUCCUCAUGGAAGAAAUUUAAAAAUUGUUUAUAUUUUUCAUUCAGCAUAAUAUUUUUCAUUACAUUUGGAUUCAUCAUUGGAUUUUUAUUAGCCACUAAUAAGGAAUUACAAGGGUUUAAAUUGAUUAUGAUUGAUAAUGUGAUUUCUAGUAUCGAUGAAUUGGUCUUUGAUAUUACAGCUAGUGCAUUUAAUCCUGGGUUUUUCCCCAUUAUUAUCCAGGAGGUGGAAAUGGACAUUUUUGCCAAGAGUUCAUAUACUAAUUCAAAAGAUUAUAUUAAGAUCCUACAACCUGAUGAAUUAUACAGGAAAGAUCACAUUCAAUCAAUAACGUUACAAAAUGAGGUAGCCAAACCUACCUCAGAAACCAUAUUGCUAGGGUCUGUCUAUUCACUAGAAACCCCGUUACAUUUCCAAGCUGGAUUUUUCAAGAGAUACUAUGACAUCUCCACUUCAGGGAUUAAACUAGUGGAUCCAGGUAAAGACCGUUCCCCUAAGGACGGUAAUGACGGUAGCCAGCCAGACACCGACCCUGAUAUGGAUCCUGAACAACAAGACAGGCCAUUAGUAACAACUCCGAACAACUCACAGAGGACAGAACGCCAGAAAUGGGAAAGCCUGAUCAAAUAUGAGUAUGAAUUGAUCAUCAAGGGGACAUUGAAAUACACGAUACCAUUUUUCAAGAGCCAGAAAUUUGUAUCGGUCCAAAAAUCGACCACUGUCCACCCAGGUGACGGCGGCCUCAAACGUUUGCUAUCCUAA